Molecule: messenger RNA, 1594 nt
Organism: Pocillopora damicornis (cauliflower coral)
Lineage: Eukaryota; Metazoa; Cnidaria; Anthozoa; Scleractinia; Pocilloporidae
Cellular component (GO): trans-Golgi network
Source: RefSeq, a predicted model, not a curated record
ACACAUGUGGGUCUCGGAGAACUACUGUUGGAUUUCUACAAUUAUUGUCUACAUUCAUGUUCCAAUAGUGGUGCAGACUUUAAGCCAAUGUAUAAAAGAAAAUGAUUGUAAAUGUUCGACCGAUGAAGGAACUAUAGAUUUAUCGAAGUUAGCUCUCCCUGCUAGUAGCGCACCCAGGUUUAAGGAUGUUGCUGUUGUACAGGGUUUGACAGUUUCCUGGAAUCCUUGUAACAAGUGGACUAAACCUUCAUCUCCAAGUUCCACCUACAAGGAUUGUGAAGACAUAGCUGUUUGUGGUACAAUUAUAUCUGAUGAGCUGGACCUUGGGAAACAAGAGACUGCAGAAUUUAACUUUAACACAACAGCAAAGAGAUGUGUUUUAUCAUUUACAGGAAAGUCAUAUCCUGAGACAACACAGAGCCCUAAAACUUUCAUCUCUUUACAAUGUGAUUCAACUGAAGAGGGCCGGCUAGAGUCUGUUGGUCCCCCAGAGAACGUGGAUGAUUCUGCUCAUUUGUCAUUCAUACUUCACUCCAAGUAUGCUUGUCCCAGAAAAUCAGGUUUGAGUACAGGAAGUGUCUUAAUUAUAAUUUUUGGAUCUGUACUUUUAGUGUACAUUGUAGCUGGAGUUCUUUUCAAUAAGUUUCAUCGGGGAGCCUCUGGAAAAGAGGUCAUUCCUAAUGUCAACUUCUGGAUGGACUUUCCAUUGCUUGUGAAGGAUGGUGUAGAAUUUUCAUACCAGUUUUGUAAGAAGACUUGUGGACGAAAACGAAGCUCGUAUGAAGAAAUAUGAAUUAAUCAGCCUGGUGCUGGAGUAAAUUUGGCUAAAAAAAAUUUCCUUUACAAAAGUAAUUUUCAGAGAUUGAGUAUUUCUGAUUGGAACCUGUUAGAAUAUAUACUUUGGUUUUGGUAGAAUUACUUAUUGAAAUAUUUGAUAGAUAGUUAUUUUAUAAUCAAAUUUACCAGGUAACUAAUGUAUGCAUCCAACUUGUGUUGGAUUCAAGGUGACUUCUCAUGCCUGCUAUGUGGGUGAUCUGAAUGCACUUGAACAAUUUGAGGAGAAAAUAAAUUACAAUAUUUUUAAGAAACUAAUGGAUUACUAAAGAGCUAAUUCAAAAUGCAAAUAGACAAAACUUACAAAUAUUCCCAUGUUUAAGUGAAGCAAACAGGAGAUCAUCCAAAAGAAGAAAAUAUUGCUGGCAAGAACUAAACAAGUAGUGUCAACAUAAAGACACCUGGUGAUUGAGGAAAAACCUCAAGAAUAUUUGACCUUGAAACAUGAUUGCCCAGUGGGGUGGUACAAUGUUAUAUACGUGUUACAGAACAAAUCCAUGUCACACACGUCUUAAAAAUAACCAAAAGGAUAAUUCAGGAAAAUGUCACAUAUGAAUCAAACAACUAUUUUAUCAAUUUUAUCAUUAUUUUUAACAAUGUUGAAGGGUUGUAUCAUUAUCAUCAUCUCCCAAGUUGAAGAGAUGCUGACUUUAUUUACAUUGUCAUUGUUAUUAAAGAUGUUGAAAACAAUCUUUAUUUUCAAGAUAUAAUUAUAUUUAAUGCUAUUAUGCUUUGUUGAAUAAAAAUGAACUUUUUUGAA